AUGCAGUACAGGAUCGCCUCUGCUGCCCUCGCCGCUCUGGCAGUCUCCUCUGUCAACGCCGGUCUCAUCUCGCGCCAGAACGCCCUUGUCAUUCAGCCCGGCUACAUUGUUACCCCGACGAUCUCCUUCAACUUCCAGAACCUCGGAGCCGAGGCUCUCGCCUACCAGACUCUUGCACAGCUUCGCGACGAUCUUUCCAGGACCGCUGCCCUGGUCGUCGAGCUCAACAAGGCCGCUACCACUGUUGCCGCCGAUAAGCAGGCGCAGGCUCAAGCCGUUGUCAAGCAGGUCCAGGCCAACGCUGAUGCUAUCAGGGCCAAGCUUGAGGAACUGACCGCCCAGCUCAUCGCCAGAGGUAACGGAGGAGGCGGUGGCGGCAACGGCGGCGGUGCUCCUGGAGCUCCCGCUAUCCCCAGCGUCGCCGUCCCGAGCGUCGCUCUCCCUGGUGUUCCCAGCGUUGCCGUCCCCAGCGUCGGCGUCCCCAGUGUCGCUCUCCCUGGAGUUCCCAGCGUUGCUAUUCCCAGCAUCUCUAUCCCGGGAGUUCCCAGCGUCGCCAUCCCGAGCGUCUCUCUCCCCGGCGCUCCUGGAAUUCCCAGCGUUGCUGUCCCCAGCGUCGCCGUUCCGAGCGUCUCUCUCCCCGGCGUCCCCGCAGUUCCUAGCGUCGCCGUUCCCGGUGUUCCCAGCGUCUCCCUGCCCGGAGUUCCUGGAGUUCCCAGCGUCGCCGUCCCUGGUGUUCCCAGCGUCUCUCUCCCCGGUGUUCCGGGAGUUCCCAGUGUUGCCGUCCCCAGCGUUGCCAUCCCCAGCGUCUCUCUUCCCGGAGUCCCCGGAGUUCCCAGCGUCGCCAUCCCGAGCGUUACUGUCCCCGGCGUCACCGUCCCUAGUGUCACUGCCCCCGAUGUCUCCGGUGCUACUUCGACUGCCAUUGGCACCGUUGGUGGCGUCGUCGCCGCUCUUGACGCUGUCGUUGCCCAGGCCCGCUCUUUGAACACCCAGGUCCGCACCCAGCUCAGCCUGAUCGGCAGCUACCUCGAGCAGCUCAUCACCCCUCUCCUUGGCCAGGUCAAGACCGAGUCUGCCACUGCCAUCGCCAACUCCUUCAAGCAGAUCGCCACCGCUACCGACGCUUUCCUCGCUGCUGCCCAGACUGCUCUUGCCAACGGAAACGGUGCCUCUGCCGCUCUCCUCCAGCGCAUUGCCGACGCUCGCGUUACUCUCAACCCUACCCUCGUUGCUGGCAUCAGCCCCAACGUCUCUGUCUAA
Messenger RNA from Colletotrichum siamense, 1260 nucleotides. It is a transcript of the gene Prx, whose product is annotated as Periaxin. The record is from RefSeq and is a predicted model, not a curated record. The coding region runs from base 1 to 1260 and encodes 419 amino acids. Lineage: Eukaryota; Fungi; Ascomycota; Sordariomycetes; Glomerellales; Glomerellaceae. The transcript has a single exon.